AUUGUUAUUAUUACAAAUAAGAGAUAAAUGUGACAUUUGAAAUUUGUUAUUAUUAAUCAAUUUUAUGUUUAAUUCUUUAGCAUGGCAGGCAGAGGCCUCAAUAUGGGCCAACUGCCCAAUGGUCCGAAUUUGGACCAUUUAUACAAGUCGAUGAAUAUGGAAGGAUAGUGGAGAUGCCUGGAUAUGGGUCUCCGGAAGUAUUUUAUGAUUACCGUCCACCCUUUCAACAAGGCGCUUGGUACGUUCCAACUGAAGUACCUGAUUAUGCGCCGCCUACUCAAACAUCCGAGUAUGAUAUGGCGCCAGAAGUUACUCAAUAUUGGUAAGCGCCCGAGUACUAUCAAUAUGGUUCGUCGAUAGAGGAAGAGAGGAGCGAACCUCCAUCAAAUAUUUUAGAAAAUCAAUCAACAGAAGUGCUCGAAAAUGAGCAAUGCUUCUCACAUCUUUAUUAUCAGCACAUUAACGUUUCUGAUAAUCAAAUGGACGAUGAUAAUAGAAUUAAAUGUUCCUCGUCUGAUCUAAAAGAUAUUAAUGCGGACGAUUUCGAUAAAAAUUUAAAUGUUAUUCCCAUCGACGAACCUGAAAUGGAAACAAGAAUCACAGAAAUAAAAUGUGAAAAAACUACUGAUGACUUAGAAGAAAGUAAAUUGUCUUCUGAUUCCGAUGACAUAAAAGGAUUUUAUUUUUGUUCGUCAGAGGAUCAAAUAACUCCUUUUAAACGCAAGAGAAGACCAUUGAAAACAGCAUUUGUAUAUUUAGAAACAUAUUCUUUGGCCAAAGGAACCAUCAAAGAAGAAGAGGAAUUGGGCCAUGAAUCGUCCGAAGAUGACGUGAGUUCUACCAACAGCGAUACUGACGUCACGUCCAAAUAUUCAUUAGAGAGGUUGCAGCCGACGUUUUCAUCGUGAAAAUGUGUACAUCGGACGUUCAGCGCCGCAUUCCUGUAAGCCUAGAAGUUUGACAAUGGAGUUUAGAACGUCGACCAUGAUUCCACUGACGUUCCAAAUGCCAUUGUCAAACUUCUAGGCUUACAGGAAUGCGGCACUGAACGUCCGAUGUACACGUUUUUCCGAUGGAAACGUCGGCCGCAACCUCUAUUUGCAUUAAGUGAAGAAGUGAAAGUAUUGGAUCAAGGUGAGGUCACAAAGAUAUUACAAUGAAUUAUCCGAUUCAUAGAUUAAUUUGUUUAACGAUUAUUAAGGAAUGAUUUCAUGUUAAACUCAUUGAGUUAA
Messenger RNA from Centruroides sculpturatus (bark scorpion), 1232 nucleotides. RefSeq lists its product as uncharacterized. The coding region runs from base 480 to 908 and encodes 142 amino acids. The transcript has 3 exons. Lineage: Eukaryota; Metazoa; Arthropoda; Arachnida; Scorpiones; Buthidae. The record is from RefSeq and is a predicted model, not a curated record.